Messenger RNA from Drosophila teissieri, 2663 nucleotides. RefSeq names its product C-terminal-binding protein (gene CtBP). NCBI's taxonomy places the organism in Eukaryota, Metazoa, Arthropoda, Insecta, Diptera, Drosophilidae. The coding region runs from base 432 to 1889 and encodes 485 amino acids. The record is from RefSeq and is a predicted model, not a curated record. Gene Ontology annotation, molecular function: NAD binding; oxidoreductase activity, acting on the CH-OH group of donors, NAD or NADP as acceptor; transcription corepressor activity. The transcript is spliced from 8 exons.
GCUCGCACCGUGGUAUUUUCAAACGACCUGUGAGCGGUCACACUGUUCGCAUAGCGUCAUUGCUGUACUAAAACCUAAAAAUCCGCCGUGUUCGUAUUCCGCCAUUUUGAAAGCUGCGAGUGGAAUUUGGACGCGUUGCUGGAUUCUCGAUUUCAAUAUGAAGCGCCAAAAAUGAUUGCAGCGUUUGCAUCGUAGUCUUGAAAAGGUUUUUUUCAUUGAUUUAAUUAGAGCCACUGAAAGCGGUUGGCCAUCCAGAAAAACGAGGAGCGACCAGGGAUAAAAGGGAUUCCACACCAGCCUGCGCCCAGCGCCCCCUAAACGCGGUAGUCACUGACAGAAAAUCAAAAGAAACCACAGCCGGAAAAGGGCAAAAGUUUUAUUACGACGACGACGAAGAGCAGAGGACAGCAGACAGAUUGAAAAACAGCGAAAUGGACAAAAAUCUGAUGAUGCCGAAGCGUUCGCGCAUCGAUGUCAAGGGCAGCUUUGCCAACGGACCGCUGCAAGCACGCCCACUGGUGGCCCUGCUCGAUGGACGGGACUGCUCCAUCGAGAUGCCCAUCCUAAAGGAUGUGGCCACGGUGGCCUUUUGCGAUGCACAGAGCACCUCCGAAAUACACGAGAAGGUCCUCAACGAGGCAGUGGGAGCUCUGAUGUGGCACACCAUCAUCUUGACAAAGGAGGAUCUUGAGAAGUUCAAAGCUUUACGCAUUAUCGUGCGCAUCGGCAGCGGCACAGACAACAUCGACGUGAAGGCGGCGGGCGAACUGGGCAUCGCCGUGUGCAACGUUCCCGGCUACGGAGUCGAGGAGGUGGCAGACACGACGAUGUGCCUCAUCCUCAACCUCUACCGGCGGACAUACUGGCUAGCGAACAUGGUGCGCGAGGGCAAGAAGUUCACCGGACCCGAGCAAGUGCGGGAGGCAGCGCAUGGCUGUGCACGCAUCCGCGGCGACACCUUGGGUCUGGUGGGACUGGGCCGCAUUGGAAGCGCCGUGGCCCUGCGGGCUAAGGCGUUCGGCUUCAACGUCAUCUUCUACGAUCCCUACCUGCCCGACGGCAUCGACAAGUCGCUGGGCCUAACUCGCGUCUACACGCUGCAGGACCUGCUUUUCCAGUCCGACUGCGUCUCACUGCAUUGCACGCUCAAUGAGCACAACCAUCAUUUAAUCAAUGAAUUCACAAUUAAACAGAUGCGACCUGGUGCAUUUCUGGUGAACACCGCACGCGGCGGUCUAGUCGAUGACGAGACCCUGGCGUUGGCGCUGAAGCAGGGAAGGAUAAGAGCUGCCGCCCUGGACGUUCACGAAAACGAACCUUACAAUGUAUUUCAAGGCGCACUGAAGGAUGCCCCCAAUCUGAUUUGCACACCGCACGCCGCCUUCUUCAGCGACGCGUCCGCAACGGAGCUGCGCGAAAUGGCAGCCACCGAGAUCCGGCGGGCGAUCGUCGGCAAUAUUCCAGACGUGCUGAGGAAUUGCGUCAACAAGGAGUACUUCAUGCGCACGCCGCCUGCCGCUGCCGCCGGGGGCGUGGCGGCGGCUGUUUAUCCCGAAGGAUUAAAUGGCGGCUAUUAUACAGGCGCACUGCAUCAUCGGGCACACAGCACCACACCGCACGAUGGCCCCCACAGUACAACCAACCUGGGCAGCACCGUAGGAGGCGGUCCGACGACAGUCGCUCAAGCUGCCGCUGCAGCCGUGGCCGCUGCGGCAGCCGCCGCCGCCCUCCUGCCGUCGCCAGUUCCGCCGCACUUGUCGCCUCAGGUCGGUGGAUUGCCGCUUGGAAUUGUGAGUAGCCAAUCGCCCCUGAGUGCGCCCGACCCUAAUAAUCAUCUGUCAUCGAGCAUAAAAACGGAGGUGAAGGCCGAGUCAACGGAGGCGCCGUAGGCAUCUGCUGUUCAACUGGCCGGAGCUGGAGAGCUGGAGUUGACGAUGACAACGGGCAGUGGCGCAAUGGAGUCCAGCACAACAACUGGCCAAAAGAAAAAGGAGGCGGCGUAGUAGGAGUAGCGGAGCAGUCGGAGAGGAAGCGGUAGGAGCAGUAGACCCCGUGGAACUCGGUCACCAAGGAUUAAACUUAACGAGAAACAAAACCCAGCAGCAGUAGUCAUCUGUCGAAUGUGUGGAGUCCCCUAUAUCCGUGCCGUUUGUUCUUUUGUUCCGGUUGAAAAACGGACUACUUGCGCGCCUGUGCCAGCGCCUGAUUUGAAUUUUUCCAAGUUUCUAUGUUUUAAUUUAAAAUACAAUACAUAUUUGCAUUACCAACUCCCGAAACAAACCAACAAACAACAAAAUAACACAAUACAACAUUAUAAAGAACGCAGGAAAACGAGGAGUAUGAUUAUGAUGAUCCCCACACACAACACGCCUCAAAAUUUACUACAUACUUAGACUUUAAUUUGUAACUAUUUAGAAUUUUACAGUUACAACUUAAGAUUUUUAUUUGUAUUGCAGCCAAUUGUAAGUGAAAAUAUGUUACUACAUAUAAGCGCAAAAACAAAUGCAAAUGUUGGAAAAUUUUAAUUACGAGAAACAAACACAAUUAUGGCAUACAAACAAAAAAGAAAACACUAGAAACAAAACAAAAGCAACACAAGAGAGACGUUUAGUGCUAAGAUACGUUUAAAGUACAUAAUAAAAAAAAAACAAAAGAAAAGCGAA